Molecule: messenger RNA, 641 nt
Organism: Eimeria acervulina
Lineage: Eukaryota; Apicomplexa; Conoidasida; Eucoccidiorida; Eimeriidae
Product: mRNA capping enzyme, large subunit family, putative
Exons: 1
Source: RefSeq, a predicted model, not a curated record
UUACAGCUGGGGGGGCUCCGCUGGGCGAAGUGAUUUCGGGUGUAUCCUCAGCUGAUCUGGCUCUGCACAUUUUGAAGGUAUUUUCCUAUCGUUUUGGGAUUAAAUAUCAUUUCUGGUUGAGAAGCGCAAUAGACGCAGAAGAGUAUGUGUUCCCGUUUGCUGCUGUUAGAGAAGCAGCACUGCAGCAGGGCUUAUCUUGCUGUCUCUCUUUGUCUUUUCCGCGCUUGCUGCAUGUUGCUGCUUCUUCUGCUGCUGCUGCAGCUGCAGCAGCAGCAGAUCCGCAGCUGCAGCAAGAUACUAUUGCUUGGCUUAACAGCCGCAAAAAGAAAAAUGCUGCACUGACACCGCAGCAAGAAGCAGCAUUUGCUCUGUAUAAAAUCUUCUCAUUUGUUAAGACAGGCGUCACCGACAACCACCACCAGCAGCAGCAGCAGCAGCAGCAGGAACAGCAGCAGGAACAGCAGCAGCAGGAACAGCAACAGCAGCAACAGGAACAGCAGGACUUUCAGCUACAGCAGCAGCAACCGCACCAGCAACAACAACAGCAGCAGCAACAGCAGCAGCACCUGCUGCAGCAACAGCAACAGCACCAGCAGCAGCUGCAGCAGCUGCAGCACGAAGAAGAAAUCUUCUCAAUUUAA